Messenger RNA from Bombina bombina (fire-bellied toad), 1861 nucleotides. It is a transcript of the gene CD38, whose product is annotated as CD38 molecule. The record is from RefSeq and is a predicted model, not a curated record. Gene Ontology annotation, molecular function: NAD+ nucleosidase activity; phosphorus-oxygen lyase activity. Gene Ontology annotation, biological process: positive regulation of B cell proliferation. The transcript is spliced from 8 exons. Gene Ontology annotation, cellular component: plasma membrane. Lineage: Eukaryota; Metazoa; Chordata; Amphibia; Anura; Bombinatoridae. The coding region runs from base 140 to 955 and encodes 271 amino acids.
AGAACACAAUAGAGGACGACAUAAUACAUUCAGCAGUUUAACUUGAGGAGUGGGUGGAACUUUCUGAUAUAAAAAACAAGCAGCUGAAAAGACACUAGAACAAGUAAAUGGGAAGUUUUGGAAUGUUGUAGAAGCCAUUAUGCCUACUUGGAAAAAACUGCUACCUAUAGCUGGAAUAUCAAUACUUCUUGUAGGAAGCUGUGUAGCUAUUUAUUAUGCGAUAUCUCUGAGUUCCUAUGACGGCCCUGGUACCACUAACAAUCUGGAACAGAUUAUACUUGAAAGAUGCUCAAUGUACAGAGAGAAAAAUCAAAGCAUUAGACAUGAAGACUGCAUACAAAUCUGGCAAGCACUUACAAAAGCAGCGACUUCUAAAGAUCCGUGCUCAGUUACGCAAGAGGAUUAUGCCCCCUUACUCGAAUUGACAGACCAGAAGGCCGUCUGCAAUAAGGUACUUUUGUGGAGUAAAACAAAACAAAUUGCUCAUUGUCUAACAAAAGAAAACCAACAAUACAUAACCCUAGAGGAUACAUUUCUGGGCUUUUUAUUUGAUGACCUCACGUGGUGUGGGAGAGCUCAUAAAGAAGGGUUUAAUUUUACAUCAUGCCCAACAUGGAAAAAGUGUGUAAACAACACUAUUACUUCUUUUUGGAAGAUGGCAUCUGCUUCAUUUGCCAGAAACGCAUGUGGUUUGGUUACUAUCAUGCUGAAUGGUUCAGCAGCCAAUGGAAUUGUCGAUUACAACAGCAUUCUAUGGACUGUUGAAAUACCUCAUUUGAAUCCAUUAAAAGUAUCUGAAGUACAACUCUGGCUUAUAGAUGACAGAGAUUUAUGCAGCAGUGAACCUGUAUUAAAGCUCAGAAAAUAUAUUGAACAGAAAGGUCUUAAGUAUUCCUGCUCGGAAUAUUACAGGCCAGAAGAGCUGGAAAGAUGCAUCAAGGAACAUGUCCUCUGACUUCAGAAUCCCUUUAAUAUGAGACGAUAUUUCAGAGUUACAUGAUUUCUAAUUAUUUUAACACAUCAUAUCAAUCAUAUUACUAUUUAGACAUGGGUUAAUAUCAUUUUUUUGUAUAACUAGUUAUUUUCAUUUUGUCCCAAUUUAGAACAUGUUAAAGAGACUAAAUAAUAAUCAUAAUAAUAAUAAUUAAAUUUGCAUGGGUGCAUUUGAAUUUUGAAUAUAAGCAUUUUUGCAGUAUACUUGUAUUAGCAAAAAUGCUUCUCAUAAAAAUAAUUAUGAUUUCAGGGGCAUAUGUACAUAGGCUGAGCAUUCCUAGAGCACCUGCAUUCAAACAAUAUGCCUAUUUAGCGAGCUAUUAGCAGUGAAUACUAUGUUACCAAUAAGUCAAUUUGCGUUAUGCCACCACCAGCAAUCUGAUCAAGUGCAUUAUUUGAAUGUAGGCCCACUUAGUAGGAGCUGCAUAUACAGUUUACGGUUGCCCCUGAAACAGUAAUACACUUUACUAGCUAACGUGAGUAUAUUGCAAAAAAUGCUUUUAUUCAAAAUUAUCAGGCAUUAAUGAAAACAUCUGUAUUAACUAGUAUGUCCCUUUAAAUAUUAGGUGUAUAAAGAACGCUUUUUAUAAAAGUUUUAUAGUAAUAGUAAUAUAAGAAAUGUGUUUUGUUUAUCAGCAUCUUGUUUGCAUAGCUUUUCUAUAACCAUAAAUGCAGUAUUGAAAUGUUCAGUAUACUGUAGGUGGUGGUGGUUUCUACAGGCAAAUGACAAUAUAAUUAGCUAUUUGUAAACAGUUUAAUAAACAGCAGCUGAAAUUAAUCACUGGGAACACAUUUGAUUCUUGACUGUUACUGUUUUCUUUUAAAUGUUUUAAUGACCUGUUAAUAAAAUCAUCAUAUUGCAUGUUUA